This is a messenger RNA of Nylanderia fulva, 680 nucleotides long. Its product is annotated as succinate dehydrogenase assembly factor 2, mitochondrial. Gene Ontology annotation, biological process: tricarboxylic acid cycle; mitochondrial respiratory chain complex II assembly; mitochondrial electron transport, succinate to ubiquinone. The record is from RefSeq and is a predicted model, not a curated record. Gene Ontology annotation, cellular component: mitochondrion. Lineage: Eukaryota; Metazoa; Arthropoda; Insecta; Hymenoptera; Formicidae.
UAUCGAAAAUCGCUCAAGGUAAAUUAAAAACAGCUGGAAACCGGCGCAAUAACUGUCAAUUGUCGCUUAUAAAUUAUAAACAUAUAAUGUAAGCAUCUUGACAAGAGAUAUUAUUAGAUUAUAUGCGCAGCAAAAUUAUCCGUGAUUAUGAAUAUUAUAUCUAAUCGUGUCACAUCCCGUAUCAAACCACUUUUGCUUACAAGAAGUUUGUGGACAAGUUUCUCGAGGCAAAAAGAUGAUUUCCAAGAUUUGAUUCAUCCAGAAGGGCGGGAACCCAACAUUCCGCAUUAUGUGGAACGUGAAGGAGAAAAUGCUGAUCUAAAGAGAGCACGAUUGACAUAUCAGUCCCGUAAACGCGGAAUGUUGGAGAAUGGUUUACUUCUUAGCACAUUUGCAAAAAAGUAUUUGAAUACAUUCAAUGACACACAAUUAAGACUGUACGACCAACUAAUAAAUUUGCCAACGAAUGAUUGGGAUAUAUUUUAUUGGGCAACUGGUGUGAAACCAACUCCACCUGAAUUUGAUAAUGAGGUGAUGGACUUAUUGAAAAAACAUACUCGGAAUGAAGAUCGACAAAGUAGGAUAAUGCAACCUAAUUUGUAAAUCUGUAAAUAAUGUAUUACAUUAAGUAGUAAUAUAAUGUAAACAGAUAUGUAGUAAUAAUUUAGAUUAAUGUAAUU